This is a messenger RNA of Cucumis melo (muskmelon), 1516 nucleotides long. RefSeq names its product probable NAD(P)H dehydrogenase (quinone) FQR1-like 2. The coding region runs from base 432 to 1238 and encodes 268 amino acids. The record is from RefSeq and is a predicted model, not a curated record. Gene Ontology annotation, molecular function: NAD(P)H dehydrogenase (quinone) activity; FMN binding. The transcript has 2 exons. NCBI's taxonomy places the organism in Eukaryota, Viridiplantae, Streptophyta, Magnoliopsida, Cucurbitales, Cucurbitaceae.
ACAGUUUUGAACAUGAUUUUUGGUACCAAACUUAAAAGUUUAAAAAUGGGAUUUAAGUUUGGGAUUUGUUUGGUUUUUUAUUUUUAAGAAAUUGAAGUUUGAGGAGUGAUUGUAGAAAAAUAGUAUAGAAAGAAAGAAAAGGUUAAAAGGGUUAUUAAUUUGUUAAGUAUAUAAUUAUAAUUUUAAUUUUUAGGUGACGUAAAUAAUCCAAAUUGUUAGCACCGGAAGUCAAAGAAGAAAUUUGGAUCGGCAAAGCCUCCAAGUAGGACUGGUUUGGAGGCUUUUGGAAAUUUGGAUUCCACGGUGGGUCCUGAGGUUGAAAAUCCAUCCCUUCCCCUUUACAGAUACGAACGAACUCAUCUUCUUUCCUUUCCCCUCUCCAAUUCCUCCAUUUUCACUUCCCACCAUCAUUCCAUAAUUUCCUCUUCUUCAUGGGGAAGGGAGGAGGUUGUGUUCCCAGCAAGAAGAAGGUUCCUUCAUCUAUUGCCGACGCCGACGCCACCGAUGAUGUAAGGCCACGCGACACCGGAACAACACCCCCGAUCUCUGUUGAAGAAGAUCACACACAAAUUGCUUCAUCCGGCAAUGCCACUUCCGAAGUCUCUGUCUCCGCGUCGCAUCCAGUUGAGAAAUUGAAGAUAUUCAUCGUGUUUUACUCCAUGUAUGGUCAUGUCGAAAGCUUGGCGAAGAGGAUGAAGAAAGGGGUUGAUGGGGUUGAUGGUUUUGAGGGGAUUUUGUAUCGGGUGCCGGAAACCUUGCCGGUCGAGGUUCUCGACCAGAUGAAAGCGCCACCCAAGGACCCGUCUAUUCCCGAGAUUUCUGCUGCUGAAUUAGUGGCUGCCGAUGGCAUUUUGUUUGGCUUUCCCACUAGGUUUGGGUGUAUGGCAGCGCAAAUGAAGGCGUUCUUUGAUUCGACAGGGCAGCUCUGGAAGGAGCAGAAGCUUGCAGGGAAGCCUGCUGGGUUCUUUGUUAGCACAGGAACUCAAGGGGGCGGCCAAGAAACAACUGCAUGGACUGCAAUUACCCAGUUAGCACACCAUGGAAUGCUGUUUGUUCCCAUCGGCUACACUUUCGGUGCUGGUAUGUUUACGAUAGACACAAUACGAGGGGGGUCUCCUUAUGGUGCAGGAGCUUUUGCUGGUGAUGGCUCGAGACAGCCAAGUGAAACAGAGUUGGCGCUUGCAGAGCAUCAGGGCAAAUACAUGGCUGCUACAGUCAAAAAACUUUUCCCGGCUUGAUGAAAUGUCUUGUUUCUGUUUUUUCUUUCUUUAAAAAAAUGAAUUCAUUCAAAUUGCAGCGGCCCUGAUUUACGAUUGUUUCUUCCUUGUCCUGUCUCCAUUCAAAGUAUAGUUGUCUUGUGUUUGUUUGGUCAUUCUUUUUUACGUUACGUGAUUGUGCAAAAUAUACGAUGCCCUGUGUGGGAUUGUUUUUCUGUCGUCUCUGUACAUGGUUUAUGAUUCAUGGUUAUGGUGUUUGUUAAAUAAUGUUGUGAAAUGUGGAAAUUUUUCUUAUUAAA